UGUGCUUAGGUGGUGUAGCUAAUAGAAAAGAAAGUAUCGGCGAUCACUUUGGUUACAAGUUUUUAUUCGUUUCGUCUUCGUUCGUUUUGGAUUAAAAAACCACACACAAACAAUGUUUGUGUACGUCGCCUUAAAUCUUUCCCGUUGACAUCCGAGCUCGGCUAGAUGUCCGUUUAAAACUGUCGCACAAAUGGAAAUGGUGCCCAGCGAGGAAAACCAGCUCGUACCCAAAGAGGGUAUGCUUUGGAGUUGCAGACAGAGUAUUUUUGAGGAGAUGAAGAAGAAAUUUGCCCAGAUUGAGAAUGCUGCCGAGGAGCCGCGAGUGCUGUGCAUCAUCCAGGACACCACCAAUGCCAAGACCGUCAACGAGAGGCUGACCCUCAACCUGCCGGCCUCCACCUCCCUCGCCAAGCUCUUUGAGGAUGUGGCUCACAAGGCGGGCUACGUGAACGGCACCUUCGACCUGACGUGGGGCAACAUGGCCGACAUGGCACCGUUGGACCACGGCAGUGAGAUGUCACUCACAGAAUCUGGGUUCGAAGCUGGGAAGAAGAACUUCCUCCAGCUCACAGAUAAAGACGGCGAGCAGCCUCAGAUAGCAUCGGACGAAUCGGGUACAGCGGACAGCAGCGGCCUGGACGACAGCUCCCAGGACCGCUUCAUCGGGCCUCUGCCCCGGGACGGCACCACAGGCUGCAGCAGCGACUACAGCAGCCCCAGCUACUCCUACUCCUCCAUACUCAACAAGUCCGAAACAGGAUACGUGGGCUUAGUCAACCAGGCCAUGACCUGUUACCUGAACAGCCUGCUGCAGACGCUGUUCAUGACGCCGGAGUUCAGAAACGCGCUUUACAACUGGGAGUUUGAGGAGUCUGAGGAGGACCCAGUCACGAGUAUCCCGUACCAGCUGCAGAGGCUGUUCGUGCUCCUUCAGACUAGUAAGAAACGGGCCAUCGAGACCACGGAUGUGACGCGAAGCUUCGGGUGGGACAGCAGUGAGGCCUGGCAGCAGCAUGACGUCCAGGAGCUGUGCAGGGUCAUGUUUGAUGCUCUGGAGCAGAAGUGGAAGCAGACAGAGCAGGCCGACCUCAUCAACCAGCUGUACCAGGGCAAGCUGAAGGACUACGUGCGCUGUCUGGAGUGCAGCUACGAGAGCUGGAGGAUUGACACCUACCUGGACAUCCCACUGGUCAUCCGACCCUUUGGCUCCACCCAGGCCUUUGGGAGCGUGGAGGAGGCUCUCCAGGCCUUUAUUCAGCCGGAGACACUGGACGGGCCCAACCAGUACUUCUGCGAGCGCUGCAAGAAGAAAUGUGACGCCCGAAAGGGCCUGCGGUUCCUGCACUUCCCCUACCUGCUGACGCUGCAGCUGAAGCGCUUCGACUUCGACUACACCACUAUGCACCGGAUCAAGCUCAACGACCGCAUGACCUUCCCCGAGGAGCUGGACAUGAGCCCGUUCAUCGACGUGGAGGACGAGAAGUCUCCCCAGACGGAGAGCUGCACCGACAGCGGGGCGGAGAACGAGGGCAGUUGCCACAGCGACCAGAUGAGCAACGACUUCUCCACGGACGACGGAGUGGACGAGGGGAUCUGCCUGGACAACACGAGCAGCACUGAGAGGACGCUGAAGCCAAAGAGUUCGCUGACCUUUGAACUCUUCUCGGUCAUGGUCCACUCGGGGAGUGCGGCCGGCGGUCACUACUACGCCUGCAUCAAGUCCUUCAGCGAUGGCCAGUGGUACAGCUUCAACGACCAGCAUGUCAGCAAGAUCACCCAGGACGACAUUCGGAAGACCUACGGGGGAUCCUCAGGAACCAGAGGCUAUUACUCCAGUGCCUUUGCCAGCUCUACAAACGCAUACAUGCUGAUCUACAGGCUGAAAGACCCCUCCAGGAAUGCAAAAUAUUUGGAUGUUGAGGACUUCCCAGAGCACAUUAAACGCCUGGUCCAGAAGGAGAAGGAGUCUGAGGAGCAGGAGAAGAGACAGCGGGAGAUAGAGCGCAACACCUGCAAGAUCAAGCUCUUCUGCAUGCACCCUGUGAAGAUGAUGAUGGUGGAGAACAAGCUGGAGGUGCACAAGGACAAAACACUGAAAGAAGCUGUGGAGAUCGCCUACAAGCUGAUGGACCUGGAGGCCCUAGUCCCUCUGGACUGCUGUCGGCUGGUGAAGUACGACGAGUUCCACGAAUACCUGGAGCGCUCCUACGAGGGCGAGGAGGACACGCCCAUGGGGCUGCUUCUGGGCGGGGUCAAGUCCUCUUACAUGUUUGACCUGCUGCUGGAGACCCGAAGGCCGGACCAAGUCUUCCAGCCAUACAAGCCAGGAGAGGUGAUGGUGAAGGUGCAUGUGGUGGCGUUGAAGAGCGAGACCAUCGCACCCCCGGUCAGUGUCAGGGCUUACCUGAACCAGACCGUCACAGAGUUCAAGCAGCUCAUCGCUCAGGCGACCGGGCUGUCUGCAGAAACCAUGCGUGUGGUUCUGGAGCGCUGCUAUAACGACCUCCGGCUGCUCUACGUGCCCAACAAGACACUGAAAGCGGAAGGGUUCUUCAGGAGUAACAAGGUGUUUGUGGAGAGCUCCGACUCAACAGAUCACCAGGUCACUUUCACUGAUUCACUUUUGUGGAAGCUGCUGGAUCGCCACGGCAACACCAUCAGGCUGUUCGUCUCGCUGCCCGAGCAGGCGCCCGGCUCCCUGGCCGGCAGGACUCUUUGCCAAAAGGCGGGGGGCGAGCCGGGCGAGGCCUUCGAGGGGCCGAAGGGCAGCAGGAAGUCGGUGGAGGCCAUCCUGGAGGAGAGCACGGAGAAGCUGAAGAACUUGUCGCUGCAGCAGCAGGAGGAGCAGCAGGGCUCCAGCGCCAGCGACAGCCAGAAGAGCUCGGACGCCAGCGACUUCGAGCACAUCGAGUCCCCGUCCCAGGAGGCCGACUCGGCGCCCUCCGUCUCGGCCGCCGACAACCGGGAUCUGGAGAACCGGAUCCGGGCGGCGUCCGGCUCGGGCGGGGGCGGCGGGACCUCCGACCCGGAGAACCCCUUCCCGUCGGAGGAGCGCUCGGACUCGGACGUCAACAACGACCGCAGCACCAGCUCGGUGGACAGCGACAUCCUGAGCUCCAGCCACAGCAGCGACACCCUGUGCAACGCCGACAGCGGGCCGCUCCCGCUGGCGGGAGGCCUGUGCGGGGCCGACGGCGCCCCGCUGCCCCUCGCCAACGGCCUCGACUCCCACAGCAUCACCAGCAGCCGCCGCUCCAAGGCCCACGAGGGUAAGAAGGAGACCUGGGACACGGCCGAGGAGGACUCCGGCACCGACAGCGAGUACGACGAGAACGGCAAGAGCAAGGCCGAGGCGCAGUACCUGUACUUCCGGGCCGAGCCCUGCUCCCUGGAGGACGGCUCCGCGGAGGGACAGAAAUGCUUGCUGGUCCAUGUGGAUAAGAGAAUCACACUAGCCGCUUUCAAACAAAACCUGGAGCCUUUUGUGGGCGUGUCAUCCUCCCAGUUCAAGGUCUUUCGGGUCUACGCCAACAACCAGGAGUUUGAGAGCGUUCGGCUGAAUGAAACGCUCUCCUCCUUCUCCGAUGACAACAAGAUAACUAUUCGAUUAGGAAGAGCACUGAAGAAAGGGGAAUAUCGAGUGAAGGUGUACCAGCUACUCGUGAACGACCCAGAGCCCUGUAAGUUCCUGGUGGACUCUGUGUUCGCCAAAGGCAUGACAGUCAGGCAGUCCAAAGAGGAACUGCUGCCCCAGCUGAGGGACCAGUGCAAGCUGGACCUCAGCAUUGAAAGGUUUCGUCUGAGGAAGAAGACAUGGAAGAACCCAGGGACAGUGUUCCUGGACUACCACGUCUACGAAGAAGACAUUAACAUCUCCAGCAACUGGGAGGUCUUCCUAGAAGUUCUUGAUGAACCGGAGAAGAUGAAAUCCAUGUCCCAGCUGGCCAUCCUCACACGCCGCUGGAGGCCGGCUCACAUGAAGCUGGAGCCCUUCCAGGAGGUGGUGCUAGAGAGCAGCAGCGUGGACGAGCUCAAGGAGAAGCUCAGUGAAAUUAGCGGAAUUCCCCUUGAAAACUUGGAAUUCGCUAAGGGCAGGGGAACAUUUCCUUGCGACAUCUCUGUGUUGGAGAUCCACCAGGACUUGGACUGGAACCCGAAAGUGUCCACGCUCAACGUCUGGCCUCUCUACAUCUGUGAUGACGGCGCCGUAGUCUUUUACAGGGACAAGACGGAGGAGCCCAUGGAGCUGUCGGAGGAGGAGCGCACCGAGCUGAUGAAGAAGGAGAGCAGCCGCCUGCUGAAGACGGGCCACCGGGUCAGCUACUCGCCCCGCAAGGAGAAGGCGCUCAAGAUCUACCUGGACGGGGGGCCCACCAAAGACCCGGGCCAGGACUGAGGCCGCAGUGGGCCCCCCACCGGAUCAGCUGGUCUUACCCCCCCAACGCUGCGUAGCGUCGCUGCCCUAGGGACCCUGUCUGACGUGGCUCUCGCAGUGAACCGACGUCACCAGUGCUGAAUGGCUGACCCGCCCCCCCCCACUCUGAGCUCUAGGGGGGGGGUAUAGCGUGGCUCAGAGUACUAUUGUGCACUAUAGUUUAUUGUACUGUAAAGUUUAAAGGGAAGUGCAAAAGCUAUUCAUUAAAAAAAAAUAAUAAAUCAGAUAUCAUACAGACAAAUCAAUCAGACGUAAUAUUAUGGAGGUGAGCGCACGUGCUGAGCAGAGCAGCGAGGACAGAACUGGAGUGCCCCCCCCCCCCCCCCUCCCCCUCCUCCUCUCUCUCUGCUUCGCAGCCAAGUUCAGAGACGGGGGUCUCUCCCUUCCAUCUGUGCACAUGUUACCUCAUCCAGUUGCUCCAGAUCACCUGUAUUAUAACCAGGCUCAAUCGCCCCCUACACACACACACACACACACACACACAAACAAACACACAGCGAUGUCGAGG
Molecule: messenger RNA, 4943 nt
Organism: Megalops cyprinoides (Indo-Pacific tarpon)
Lineage: Eukaryota; Metazoa; Chordata; Actinopteri; Elopiformes; Megalopidae
Gene: usp47
Product: ubiquitin specific peptidase 47
Exons: 29
Coding region: 191-4396 (1401 amino acids)
Biological process (GO): protein deubiquitination
Cellular component (GO): nucleus; cytosol
Molecular function (GO): protein binding; cysteine-type deubiquitinase activity; cysteine-type endopeptidase activity
Source: RefSeq, a predicted model, not a curated record